CCGCCCCUCGCGUCGGGCUCCGCCAACCCCGCCCAUCCUGGAGAUGCGGCGCCUGCGCACUCGGAAUCCGGGAGUCGAUCCCCGAAGGCUUUCGGGUGAGCGCAGUGGCUUCCGGGCGGAGGCCGGUGGGUUGUUCCGCGUGGCCCGGAACCGAAGCCCGAGGGUCCCUGGCUUGUGAGCGGCCCCAGCCCGGGCGCUGCCGCGCCGUCGUCUCCGAGCCGACUACAUUUCCCAGAAGCCGGCGCGGCGCGCCUCCGGCGGCCGGCAGGGCGGAGUUCCAAGGCUGCCGCUCGGGCGGUGCCAGCCUCAGGGCGGGACCAGGGUCCGAGCCGCACCCUCCCGGGACACUGCCAUUCUGCGAGGGCGCAGCCAGGAGAGGAUGUGAAAAUGACUGUGCGACUGGUGAAAGCCACACCGGGGGACUUGGUGACAUUUAAAGAUGUAGCAGUAGACUUUUCCCAUGAGGAGUGGGAGAGGCUGAACCCUGCUCAGAGAAGUUUGUACAGGAGUAUGAUGUUGGAGAACUAUCAGAACCUGGCGUCACUGGGUCAGAUGGCACCUGAAGAAAAAAGAGUAUAUUCAGGGAUUGAUGGAAAUUUCAGAUGUAGAGUCAGUGAAUUUGAUGUGAAUCAGAUGAUCCGACUCUGCGUCUCUAAGCCAUAUGUCAUCUCUUUAUUGGAACAAGGGGAAGAACCCUGGGAGAUGAAGGAUAAGACGACAAGAAACGCGCGCCCAGAUUGGGAAUCUAGAUUUGAGACACAAGGAUUAUCUCUGGAGCAGUUUUUAUAUAAUGAUUUGUUAAUGAAGAGAAUUACAAGGUAUGGACUUGAGUGUUCUACUUUCAGAGAAAACUGGAAAUGUGAAGAUCUUUUUGAGAAGCAGCUGGUAAAUCAGCAGACAUUUAUCAAGCAAGACAUAGUCCUUCCUAAAGAAACUCUAACUGAGGAAGUAGACCACAAGCAUAACAAAGUUGGGAAAUUUAUCCAUCUGGACAAUGUCCAAGAAAAUACUUAUAACCACAAGUCACAUAAGAAAAGCUUUUCCAAAAAUUCCAUGGUAAUAAAACACAAGAAAGUCUACACAGUAAAGAAACUUUUUAAAUGUAAUGAGUGUGAGAAAACUUUCACCCAGAGCUCAUCCCUUACUGUUCACCAGAGAAUUCAUACUGGAGAAAAGCCAUAUGAAUGUAAAGAAUGUGGGAAGGCCUUCAACCAGAGUCAACACCUUAAUCAACAUCACAGAAUACAUACUGGAGAGAAGCUCUUUGAAUGUAAAGAAUGCAGGAAAGCAUUCAGCCAAAAUGUACACCUUAUUCAACAUCAAAGAAUUCAUACUGGAGAAAAACCCUAUAAAUGUAAGGAAUGUAGAAAAGCCUUCAGCCAACCUGCACACCUUGCUCAGCAUCAGAGAAUUCAUACUGGGGAGAAGCCCUAUGAAUGUAAGGAAUGUGGAAAAGCCUUCAGUGAUGGCUCAUCCUUUGCCCGACAUCAGAGAUGUCACACUGGCAAAAGACCCCAUGAAUGUAUUGAAUGUGGGAAAGCCUUCAAGGAGAACACAUCCCUUAUUCGUCACUGGAGGUAUUACCACACUGGAGAGAAACCUUUUGAUUGCAUUGAUUGUGGGAAAGCCUUCAGUGAUCACAUAGGACUCAUUCAGCAUAGGAGAAUUCAUACUGGAGAGAAACCCUACAAAUGCAAUGUGUGUGGAAAAACUUACAGCUAUGGUUCUUCCCUUUCUGUCCAUCAGAGAAUUCACACAGGAGAGAAACCUUAUGAAUGUGCUGUUUGUAGAAAAGCUUUUAGCCAUCAUGCUUCACUCACCCAACACCAAAGAGUGCAUUCUGGAGAGAAGCCUUAUGAGUGCAAGGAAUGUGGGAAAGCCUUUCGACAGAGUAUCCACCUUGCUAGUCAUUUGAGAAUUCAUAGUGGUGAAAAACCCUAUGAAUGUAAGGAAUGUGGAAAAGCUUUUAGCAUCAGUUCCCAGCGGGCUACUCAUCAGAGAGUUCAUACUGGAGAGAAGCCCUAUGAAUGUAAGGAAUGUGGUAAAACUUUCAGCCAGAGGACACACCUUGUCCAACAUCACAAAAUUCACAUUGGAGAGAAACCUUACGAGUGUAAUGAAUGUGGGAAAGCCUUCAGCCAGACUACCUACCUUAUUCAACAUCAGAGAGUUCAUACUGGAGAGAAACCCUAUAAAUGUACUGACUGUGGAAAGGCUUUCAGUGAUAGCUCAUCCCGAGCUCGGCAUCGGAGGCUUCACACUGGUCAAAGGCCCUAUGAAUGUAUGGAGUGUGAGAAGGCAUUCAGAACAAAGUCCUCACUUAUUUGUCAUCAAAGAUGUCAUACUGGAGAGAAGCCUUUUGCAUGUAGCGCGUGUGGCAAAGCCUUCAGCCAUCGUCAGUCCCUCACUGUUCACCAGAGAAUUCAUUCUGGAGAAAAACCAUAUGAAUGUAGGGAAUGUAGGAAAACCUUCAGUCAGGUUGGACAUCUUAAUCUACAUAGAAGAAUUCAUACUGGAGAGAGCUCUUACGAAUGUAAGGAACGUGGGAAAGUCUUCAGAUAAAAUACACACUUUGCUCAUCAUCAGAAGAUUCAUGGUAUAGAAUCUCAGGCAGCCAGCUCCUCCUCAAGCACCCCUUGCUCACCAAGCCCUGUGGAGAUACCUGCUAAAUACUUUUGGAAUUCGUCCACUUCUUUCAGUCCUCAAUUGUUCUGGUCCAAAACGAAAUCAUUUCACCUGGACUAUUCCAAUCACCUAAAAACUGGUCUCGCAUUCACUUUUGUCACCUUUCAAGUUCAUUCUUCACACUACUGCCAUGGUGGUCUUUUCCAAAUGUACAUGUAAUUAAAUUACUCUCUGAAAAUGCUUGUUAUGAAAUUUUAAACUCCUUGAUGCAUAUAAAGUGCUUGGCAU
This is a messenger RNA of Manis javanica (Malayan pangolin), 2913 nucleotides long. RefSeq names its product zinc finger protein 28 homolog. NCBI's taxonomy places the organism in Eukaryota, Metazoa, Chordata, Mammalia, Pholidota, Manidae. The record is from RefSeq and is a predicted model, not a curated record. Gene Ontology annotation, molecular function: RNA polymerase II cis-regulatory region sequence-specific DNA binding; DNA-binding transcription factor activity, RNA polymerase II-specific. Gene Ontology annotation, biological process: regulation of transcription by RNA polymerase II. Gene Ontology annotation, cellular component: PcG protein complex; transcription regulator complex; chromatin.